AUGGUUGCAUCACAAGGCUUCGUAGGAGCUGAGGAUGCCACUGGAGAGGACAAGAAGGAUCGAGUGUUUGCAGAAGUGCAAAAUAGGGGCGUGGGGCGGCAUAAUGGAGAGCAUGCAGCCCACAGACUGGACAGCUUCAUUCUCCCUUGGGAUGAGGACAUCCUGGGGUUAAAGGCCACCAACAGAGCAGGAAUCGCAGAAGAUGACCUGAAGUACAAUUUAACAUCAGUUCUGCAGAUUCAGGCAGAUUCAGACAGCGAGAGAUUAAAACGGAGAAAACUGGCCAUAGUUAAGGUAUCAGCCUUGGCUUUGAAAGAGCUGACUUCUGUUCCUUAUUAUGUCAGAUUCUUCAUCUGUAACAUGGGAAUAGUAAUUGCCAUGUCACACUGUGUUGUGAAGUAUCGACACGUGCAGCAGGAAAUAAUGAAGCUUUCUGUGGAUGUUGCAGUGGCGUAUUUGAGGAGGAAGUUACUUUUUACAGAAAACGGGGUUGAUCUCCAGGUUUGUACUUCUAAAAAUCCAACAUGCUGUACCAAAAAGAUGGAAGAACGAUAUCAGACUGCAGCAAAGCAAGAUAUAGAGCAAGUGCUUCAAACAUCAAGUGCUACAUUAAAAUUUUUAAUAUCUCAUAAUGCAGCUGCUUUUCAAGAAACCUUUGAAAUGCUUAUCAGACUGGCUGAGAACUACACAAGCACACUUUUCUGCAAUGCAUAUAGAAAUAUGGCUGCUGAGGCUACUACACGUGUCCAGGAGUUUUUCACAGAUGUUGGACUCUUCAUCUUUGGCACAGACAUUAGCACAGAAGAAUUUGUCAACAGAUUUUUUGACACCCUCUUCCCAGUAGUCUACAACCAUGUGAUUAACCCUGGUCUGACUGACAUUUCACUGGAAUAUGCAGAGUGCCUCCGAAUGGCGAGAAGAGACAUUAGGCCCUUUGGUAACAUUCCCAAAAAGGCCAUAGGACAAAUGGGAAGAUCACUGUUACCCAGCCGGACUUUCUUGCAGGCUCUGAAUUUGGGUAUUGAAGUGAUCAAUACAACAGAUCAUCUGCAUUUCUCUAAAGACUGCAGCAGAGCUUUACUGAGAAUGCAGUACUGCCCCCAUUGCCAAGGGCUGACUUUAAGUAAGCCCUGUAUGGGCUACUGCCUUAAUGUCAUCCGAGGCUGCUUAGCUAACGUGGCAGAAGUUGAUCUUCAUUGGCGGGGAUAUAUUCAGUCCCUGGAGGAGCUCUCAAGCGCCAUGAGUGGGAUGUACGACAUUGAGCACGUGCUUCUAAACUUUCAUUCACUUGUUAAUGACGCUCUCAUACAGGCUCAUAUCAAUGGACCAGAAUUAUCUGAGCAGGUGAACAAGGUAUGUGGUCCUCCUGUAAGGAAGCCUACGCAGUCUCCAGGUUGCUCCUUUGAUCAGAACAAUGAUAAUCAAGGGUUGAAGAUGUUCUCAAGAGACAGUGAAGCAACGCUCGCCAACAGAAGAAAAGAAUUUAUCAGUCACCUCCGGCUCUACAGAGCCUUUUAUGGCGGCCUGGCUGAUCAGCUGUGCGGUAAUGAGUUGGCAGCUGCUGAUGGACUCCCAUGUUGGAAUGGAGAAGAUGUUGUAAGAAGCUAUACUCAUCGUGUGGUUGGCAGUGGAAUCAAAGCUCAGUCUGCAAAUCCAGAAGUAAAAGUGAAGGGAACAGAUCCUGUAAUAAGUCAAAUUAUUGACAAGCUGAAACAUGUUAUUCAG
Nipponia nippon (crested ibis) is the source of this 1725-nucleotide messenger RNA. NCBI's taxonomy places the organism in Eukaryota, Metazoa, Chordata, Aves, Pelecaniformes, Threskiornithidae. The record is from RefSeq and is a predicted model, not a curated record.